Lymnaea stagnalis (great pond snail) is the source of this 606-nucleotide messenger RNA. The record is from the annotation of a GenBank genome assembly. NCBI's taxonomy places the organism in Eukaryota, Metazoa, Mollusca, Gastropoda, Lymnaeidae.
CUCAAAAUUUCAAAACCGAUGCUAUGGAAUAUAGGUUCGCCAAAUCUUUAUGUCGCUGUAACAGAAAUUCGGCAAAACGGUAAAAUUAUUGAUUCUUAUAACACGAGGUUUGGAAUCCGCUCGAUAAAAUUCGAUACCGAAAAAGGUUUUCUUUUGAACGGUGAACGUCUUUAUUUGCAAGGCGUUUGCAAUCAUCACGAUCUCGGUGCGUUAGGUUCGGCUAUGAAUUAUCGUGCACUUGAAAGACAACUCGAAAUUUUGAAGGAAAUGGGCGUGAAUGCAAUUCGCACUUCGCAUAAUCCGCCUGCGCCCGAAUUGCUCGAACUCGCCGACCAGAUGGGAUUUGUCGUGAUUGAUGAAGCCUUUGACGAAUGGGCGAGAGGAAAAAGAGUGAACGGCUACAACAAAGUUUUUGCCGAUUGGCACGAGAAAGAUUGGCGUUCGCAGCUUCGGCGCGACCGCAAUCAUCCGUCGGUAAUUUUAUGGUCAACGGGUAACGAAAUUUGGGAACAAGGCACACCCGAAGGUCAUAAAAUUUCAAACGAAUUGCGUCAAAUCGCACACGAAGAAGACCCGACGCGCCCGACAACUGCCGGAGCAAAUGAC